Molecule: messenger RNA, 5008 nt
Organism: Linum trigynum
Lineage: Eukaryota; Viridiplantae; Streptophyta; Magnoliopsida; Malpighiales; Linaceae
Source: the annotation of a GenBank genome assembly
UCCAUCAGCAGCAACAGCAGCCAGUUUCCACUCUCAUUAAAAAAAAAAAAAACACAGUGAGAGAGAGAAACGACUUCCAGCUAUGGAGACGGAAGCAAGAGUGGUAACUGGAGAAGACGACGCUCAGUUCGCAGCUUCUACCAGCGGCGGCCCGCAGAUGAUGUUGAUCAGAGGCAAGCGGGCCAAACGGCACCGUUCCGCCUCUCCUCCUCCUCCUCCGCUGAAAUCCUCCACCUCGUCAUCCGCCGCCGCCGCCGCCACGUCGUCCGGAGAGAGUCAGAGAUCGGCGGCGACUUCUUCCGGUUACGAGAGCAGUACCGAGGAGGAAGAGGACAUGGCGAAUUGCCUGAUUCUCCUCGCUCAGGGCCGGCGGCGACACGUGCCGGAGCGGAAGAGAACCGCCGGGGAGAUUAUGGGUUCGAGGAAAUUCUCCGACAUCGCGACCACGACGAACAAGGCCGGGUUUUUUGUCUACGAGUGCAAGACUUGUAACCGCACCUUCCCUUCUUUCCAAGCGCUGGGCGGCCACCGGGCCAGCCACAAAAAGCCCAGGCCCACUCCCGGCCCGCCUGGGAUCGAGGACACAAAGGUAAUUUCCGCCAGUCCGAUUCCAGCCUUUCAGGUUGAGAUAAGCAACAGCACCGCCGUGGUGGUGGCGGUUGCGGCGGAGGAGAAUCAUCCUCGUCAAAAUUCGCCGACGCAGUCGGCCACCAAUAGCGGCAAGGCGGCGGGAAAUAAGGCCGCGAAAGUCCACGAGUGCGCGAUUUGCGGGGCGGAGUUCACCUCCGGGCAGGCGCUCGGCGGGCACAUGAGGAGGCACAGGGCGACCAACGCCGGGAACCAGACGGCGACGGCGACGGGGGUGGUGACGGCGACGGCGGCGGGUAUUGUGGACACGAGCGCCGCGGUUGAUUAUGAGGAUCUGAAUAACCAGCAGAAGAAUCAUGUGCUGUCGCUGGAUCUUAAUUUGCCGGCGCCGGAAGAUCUCGACACCCACCAGCAUCACCGUGCGGAGCAGUCUCCGUCUCCGUCCAAGUUCCAGUUCGCGUCGAAACAAUCGACGAAGGCGAUGAUGUUCUCGGCUCCGGCUUUGGUCGGGUGCCACUACUGAUCGGAAACAGGAGAGAGAAGGAAGAAGAAGAAGAAAAAAACUGGAAAUGGAAUUAAUGUGAAUUAUUAUUAUUUUUGCUUAGUUACCAUUAUUGAUUCCCGAUUUUUAUCCAGAGCUCAAUAUACAGCCUAUACUUAGAAUUCUUUCCAAUUUUUUUUUUUUUUUUUACAAUUCAUCAAUUCGGUCCAAUUCCUUCCUAGUUAUUAUUAUACAAUAAAACAAAUAUGUGCACAAAGCUUCUGUUUCUUUUUGUUGGUCUUUAAUAUGUGGAGAGUGUGUAAGCAAGUUGAAAAGGAAGGCAUUUUUCGAGCUAGUGGUUAAUAGUGCGUGUUCACGGUUUGCCUUGUUUUCACGAAAAGUGGGUGAGGGAAGACUUUAUUUUUGAGGGGUUAUCUGCAAUCAGAAGAAAAUUUUGGGGUUCCCUUAGGAAUUCUUUUCCUGCUGGAAGAGUAUUAAUUGUGUAACAAGUAAGAUUAGAUAGUAAAAUACAAGAUAAUAACACUUAACAUUAUGAAAAUGGUGGAUAAAAUAUUGUAAUUAGGAGGAUGUGGCUGGCAUCACCACCACCACAACCAAUAGUUGUAGAUUUGGUUCUUCUCCUUCUCAUACGAGUUUAGCCUCACAAGAUUACAUUUUGAUUUGCUUUUUUAUUGAAACAAGUAUUAACAUAUACUAACGUUAUUUAUGCCAAAGGGAGAUAACUAAAUUGCGCAAUGCCAAGGGAAUAAUUAUUAUGAAAGAAAGAAAUGAGAAAAAGUGGGGAAAUGCUGAGUUGGUCACUGGCACUGCCAUAUGUAUCCCACCUGUAUCUCCCAACUUUCUGUUUUCCUCCCUUUUUUUUUUCCUCCAGCAAAUUAUUGGGAUUUAUUUAUUCAAUUUUUGUAAAAUUGGAGAAAUAUAUGUGGCAGUGGGUGUACUUUGCUUUCAGUUGGGAGCUAGCUGAGCAGAAGAAGAGAGGGAGUGAGGGAGGGGAAGUGCUCUACUCAGUUGCACCUAAUUAACCAACUGGCAACUGCACCCAUCAUCUCUUCCUUUGCAAGUCACUUUUUUGCCAACUAGAGAAAAAAACAAGCAAAAGGAAAAUAAAAAUAAGGAAUGGAAUAAGAAAGAUGAAAAAAGUGACACCUUACUUCAUUAGAUCCCAUGAAUUGGGUCCAUCCAUUUAUGUUCCCAACAUAGAUACAUCUCCCACUUCUCCCUCACUCCAUCCUAAUUCUCCCACUUUGACCACACAAAUCACUCAGAGUCGCUCGUAAAAAUUCGUUACUGAAAUUUCGAGCUACGACAACACUUAAAAAAAAAGCACUCUGAUAUUUCUUUUGUGAGUUUGCAGUCCCUGUAAAAGGAACUUUUGCAAUACAAAAUAGUAUUUUAUUUCGUCAAAUAUUAUACUCAGAUUACUGUUCGAGUCAUUAUACUGUACACACGUAUCGUCUCACACAUGCGUAGAGAAAGAGAUUAGGGGAGGAGAGAAGGAGGAGAAGUAGGAAUUUGUGAAGUGCACGUUAGAGGAGAAAAAAGCAUGUGAGGGUUUACAUAUUGCGUGACAUGUCCAAAUACUAAUCUGCUCUCAAUGUCUCAUCCCCCUAAUCCUAUCUGUCCAUCUCUCUCUAUCAAAUUUUUUGUUAAACUGAAUUAAUCAAACAUCCCCACAUGUCCCCAUUCAAUCUCUACUAAUCCCAAUCUCUUCAGCUAAUCACUAAUCAAGCAUAUAGAAUUAGUCGAUCAUACCCUAAUUAGCAUUGUUAAGCACAUGUACAAUAAAUGCUGUAAGUAGUGGUGGUGACCAAAACAAUGUCUGCUAACAUCCCUAUCUCCCCCCCCCCCCCAAAAAAAAAAUCCUCAUGGCAAAAUAAAUAAAUAAAUAAAAAAGAGUUGUGUCUAAUAAAUUAAUGAUUAGGAUGUGAUGAUAGACACACACAAAAAAAAAAAAAAAAAAACAGUUGGGAGGAAGGAGUGGUGGUAGUGUUUGAGUGAAGUUGGAAUGCCUGCAAAAAAGAAGUUUUGAGAGGAUAGGCUAUUUUUCUUUUAUUUUUGGUGUGUGGAUUCAUGUUCUUGGCUGUAUUCUUCAACUAUGUGGCAAGUGGAGUGGGAUCACUGGAUAUGUCCUAUGUGAGAGUCUUCCAAAACUGCUAAACUCUCUCUUUCUCUCUCUAACUUCAAUCCACAUAUGUGUUCCAUUGGGGAAUUUUAUCCAAAACCAACUCAAUCCGGUAGUGGAGCUAUGGAUCAUAUGGUAAAUAUACACCGUAAAGCGCGGUAGAAUGAUAGAUUGUUGUGAUUCUCUUUUCAUUUACAAUAUUCCUCGCUCCGAAUUUUUCAGUUUCAACCUGGAUUGAGCAUGUAAAAUUUUCACUAAUUUGGGUUGAGUUGGUGAUAUCCUAGCUAAUCCGUUGAUCACAAGUAGUUUAUUUUGAUUAGAGAAAAGGAUAUCAAAAUGCAUCUGACGAGGUAAUCAUUCCCAACAGGAAUUUAUUAGAUCAAUGAAACUCAUAAUCUUCUCCAUAUUGAUGAAUUCGUUGCCGCGACCACGAUUGUGUUGCUUUUGCUAUAUUACAAUAAGAAAAAUUCCACUAGCCAACUAAGGAAGUAUAUAAUUGUGAUAUUCGUUUUUUAUUUCUUCUUUUUUUUCUUCUUUCUGUAUGUGAUUCUAUUGAUGUGGAAAUGCCUGCAGGUAAAGCAUGGUGUGGCUUCCUAUUCGUGGCAUGUCAUAGUCCCAAAUGCCCACUUUUGGCAUCAAACCCUACCUCGAUCGAUCUACCCCCUCAUUAUCCCAACUUCCAUUAUUUUUCUCCAAAAAAAAACUUAUAUUCCACUCACUGUAAAAAAAAAAAAAACUUAUAUUCCACUAUUUCAUUAAAAAAAACUUGUAUUCCACUAUGUUUCUUUUUUAUGGAGUAGUAAUUAACAACCGUAAUUAUAUAUCGCUUUAUCAUUUGAUCAAUAUAUCAGUUGUUUAAUAUAUUUUUUACUUAUCAAAACAUAGUUCACUCUAUGAACGUCCAUUUAACGCUUUAAGCAGAGUGUUCGUGAUAAGCGACUAACAACUGUUGUCGACGGUGGAUAUAUAUCUUGGUGAAUACGGAAAAAAAACCCCACACACCUAGUACCCAUUUUUGCAAUGUGUUUGUGGACAAUGUGUCUUAAGUUGUCCAUUUUCUCUUUGGACCUAAACAAAUCAAUGUUAAUCUCUGUGGUUCACACCCAAAUCUCGGGAUUAGGUCUAUAUAAUGAUCUUCUUCAAAGUUGAUCAAAUUAAUGUGUGCAAGUGCAAGAGUGUGUUCCCAUUACAAGCUUUUAGACUAAGAUACCGUAUCUGCCAGCCCUACAUCACGGCAUCAACAAAUAAGGCAAGAUCCAUGGCGUUGGCCUCAAAUUAACAAAAUAUUUACUUCGUAAUAGGAAAAAUACAUAGGAAAAAUAAUUGUUUUUCUUUAAUAAGUGUAUUUAGCGACAACUUAGUAGUUAGUAGUCUCCUAUUGAACAAGUCACAAAUUCAACUCCCAUCAACAAACUUUGAGAGAGAGAUCUCACAUCUAAUUAACAUAUGCAUGUAUUAUUGUUCCCAUCUAACUAAAAGGGUGCAAGUGUCCCACAUAUGUGGUUGAGAACGUGCACAUUGACAUAUGAACAAACACAUGUAACUUGAUUGUAAAUAAAAGGGGGAAAAAACAAGAAUACAUGCUUAGAGAAAAUAAAAGAAGCUUAUUUUUUGGCAAACAGAGUUGUCAUUUUAUUUGAUAGUGAUAGUGAUAUCAUGUAUUUACAAUAGCGAAGCAGUCAGCGUCUAAAAUCAAACGCAUAAAUAAAUAAAAAACGUUUGCAAGACCUUUUAUGUCUUAAGAUGGACAGUUCGAUUUACAUAUUGGUGUGCAAAAUUAAAGCGUAUGGAAAAAC